This is a messenger RNA of Penicillium cosmopolitanum, 1614 nucleotides long. RefSeq lists its product as uncharacterized. NCBI's taxonomy places the organism in Eukaryota, Fungi, Ascomycota, Eurotiomycetes, Eurotiales, Aspergillaceae. The coding region runs from base 1 to 1614 and encodes 537 amino acids. The transcript has a single exon. Gene Ontology annotation, molecular function: protein binding. The record is from RefSeq and is a predicted model, not a curated record.
AUGAACUAUGCAAUCGUGUCGCCAGAUCAUAGCUUGCUUGCUGCUGUCGGAGAUGAGAACCGAGCCUACUUCUAUACCAUCACCCGUGAUUGGGAGCUAUCAUCCUCCAAAGACAAAGAAACCGAGAAGAUCAUGACCUGGGGAUGGGAGCUAACUCGAUGUGUUGAAAUGGAUAUAGGGUCCAGAGUGGAUGAUGCAUGCUGCUUCACGAUAGCAUUUUCCCCGUCCAGUCAUCUGUGUGCCAUCGGAUCCCAGUCCGGGAUUAUCACUAUCCUGGAUGUCAAUCUCGUUCACUACCCAGACAGCGAGACAGCCGUCAUUUGCCAGUUCCCGGCUUCUCGAUCGUGCCCUGAAGGAGGUGCUGUGCGCUGUAUGACUUUCUCACCUGAGCCCUGGGACCUAUUGGUUUGGCUGGAAGGUCAUGGCCGAGCUGGAGUGGCAGAUGUUCGCCAAGCAUUCCUGCGCAGACAAACUUUGUAUUUGGAUACCAAUGAGCCCUUGCUCCAGAAGGUUCACACGGAAAGAUUGAUCGUCAACGACCCUGAAGCGAGCCUUUUAGAUGAUGAUGAUGAUGACUUGGAAAUCGAACCUCGAGUGGGAACAGACGCCGACGAAUCGUUGAAUGAACGUACCGAAGAUGGGAAUGGACUUCGCGAUUCUCUAAUCCAAGAUCUUGGGGAUCGCGAGAGACUCAUUCUGGAUUUCCUCAAUGCUGCUCGAUGGACAGCGAGGGCAGAAGAGAGUUUCACUGAGCGGCCAGACCGGCCAGACCGGCCAGAACGACCAUCGAGAGCUGGCUUGCACCCUCAAGUAGCGGCUCGUACGCGCCAUCACGGUUCCACAGAUGGGGCCACCCGCACAUCCCGUCCUACUUCGCCUCGACAUUCAUACGAGACUGCUGACAGUUCUCUGGAUAACCACCUGGACCGGACAGGGAGUGAGCGCUCCUCUUUUCAGCCUAGACGUCAGAGCUCAGUAAUACUCUCACAAGGCAGCAGAACCCCCGAAGUUGGAUCUUCUAGCCAAGAUCGACAGUCCAACUCGCUACGAUGGACUGCAUCACGUUCCGCCGAGUUGACAGCAAUUCAAGCGGAUGUUAUGCACCGUCUAAGUUCUGAUCCGGAAGUUCUAUCGGACGAUUUUCACUCCCGUGAUUUUUUUGAUCUCCCACCGCGACCGACUGAUGCCUCUGGGCCCAGCCUUGAAUUCGAAUACACUCCCGAAACACCUCGUCGACGACCCCAGCGAUCGAGCUCUAUUCCGCGACGGCCCGAACGACUAUCGCACAUUGAAUUCUUAGCACGGGAACGAAGAUUCGACCCUGCUCGAGUCUCUACGUAUGAGAUCAGAGCCAAUGUUGCAGCGGAGCGUCUUCGACGUCAGCGCCGUAUGGCAAAUGCUGUACACGAGCGUUCUUCUGACCGAGAUAAUGUGCGCUCGUUAGAACGGGAGCAUCUGCACCGACAAAUAGCUGGCCUUGAGCAAGCGAAUUCUGCGUGGGUUAGGAAUGUUAUCAGUGAGCUACCCGAGCGAAGUUUGAUUCAUGGCCCUGGUGCCGAAGAGCCGGAUUCCACGGCCGGAGUAGGCUGGGGCGCCGAUGGAAGGUCACUGUGA